Molecule: messenger RNA, 1480 nt
Organism: Neogale vison (American mink)
Lineage: Eukaryota; Metazoa; Chordata; Mammalia; Carnivora; Mustelidae
Gene: EIF2B1
Product: eukaryotic translation initiation factor 2B subunit alpha
Exons: 10
Coding region: 132-1046 (304 amino acids)
Biological process (GO): translational initiation
Cellular component (GO): eukaryotic translation initiation factor 2B complex
Molecular function (GO): guanyl-nucleotide exchange factor activity; translation initiation factor activity
Source: RefSeq, a predicted model, not a curated record
GCCGGAAGUGGAGUGUGGAGUCGCGCGGCGUGCUGUCAGUCUCUGUAGCUGAGAACUCCUGCGGUCGUGGGACUCUACCAGGCAGCGCGGGCUUUCCCGGUCCCCUCGGGCUGCGCGACCCGGAGGGCACAAUGGACAAUGAGUUAAUUGACUACUUUAAGUCUCAGAUGAAAGAAGAUCCUGACAUGGCCUCAGCAGUAGCUGCCAUCCGGACUUUGCUGGAGUUCUUGAAGAGAGAUCAAGGGGGGACGAUCCAGGGCCUGCGAGCGAAUCUCACCUGUGCCAUAGAAACCCUGUGUGGUGUGGACUCCUCUGUGGCCGUGUCCUCCGGUGGGAAGCUCUUCCUGCGCUUCAUCAGCCUGACCUCUCUAGAAUAUUCGGAUUACUCUAAAUGUAAAAAGAUCAUGAUCGAGCGGGGAGAAAUUUUUCUCAGGAGAACAUCCCUAUCAAGAAAUAAAAUUGCAGAUCUGUGCCAUACUUUCAUCAAAGAUGGGGCGAGAAUAUUAACUCAUGCCUACUCCAGAGUGGUCCUGAGAGUUUUGGAGGCAGCAGUGGUGGCCAAGAAGCGUUUCAGUGUGUACAUCACAGAGUCACAGCCCGACUUAUCGGGUAAGAAAAUGGCCAGAGCUCUCUGCCACCUCAACGUCCCUGUCACUGUGGUCCUGGAUGCUGCUGUUGGCUAUAUCAUGGAGAAAGUGGAUCUUGUCAUAGUUGGUGCUGAAGGAGUUGUUGAAAACGGAGGGAUUAUCAACAAGAUUGGAACCAACCAGAUGGCCGUGUGUGCCAAAGCCCAGAACAAGCCUUUUUAUGUUGUUGCGGAAAGUUUCAAGUUUGUACGACUCUUCCCACUAAACCAGCAGGAUGUCCCAGAUAAGUUCAAGUAUAAGGCAGAUACUCUGAAGACUAUGCAGACCAAACAAGAUCUCAAAGAGGAGCACCCAUGGGUCGACUACACGUCCCCUUCCUUAAUAACACUGCUGUUUACAGACCUGGGGGUGCUGACGCCCUCAGCGGUCAGCGACGAGCUCAUCAAGCUGUAUCUGUAACCACCGGGUCCCUUCCUGCCGCCGCACAGCUGAUGUACCUGGGGCGGGGCAGCCAGGCGCCCCUGUGGAAACCAACAGCCACCCAGGACACAUAAGUGGUGCCUUAGGAGAAAGACUGGAAACCCAGACUGAAGUCACAUCAGACUUCCAGUAGUGACCUCAAGCCCAGGGCUGCCAUCCCAACAUCAGUAUUGGGACAGACGGGAAGGAAACCAAGAGAACCCAAGGAAGGUAGAAACAACAUUUAGCAGGAGCAGCCUCCGUGGCUCAACACAUACGAAGACCUUCCAGAACAGCUGUAAACUGAAAGUCUGUAUCUGUGGAAGAUGUGAAUUACCUUUAAAACAUGUUUGCUCCUGAACAGCUUUUUAAAAAAUUGUACCUGGGGACAAAUCCAGCAUCUUCUCAAAUAAAUUACACGCAAGAUUUUUCUA